UUCUGCUUUUACCCCCAUCACUCGCUCAAUCUCCGUCUUGGUCAUUUUUGUCGUUAUAAUUGUUUGCGGACCUGUCACUUGCUUGCCACAAUCCCCAGUCUCUUGUCUCUUGGCAGAAUUUCACGUUGGACACUCUUGUCAGACAACAAUGUCCGCCGUCGCUUCGUCGGCCGUCGGCUCUCAGGGUCACAAUGCCCGUCAGUCGGCGCGCCAGACGAGGACAAACCCCUCGCGCACAUCAAAGACUCUUGGACGCUCGUCGUUUGCCUAUGGCCAUGGAUCAAUGAUGGAUCAAAUUUCGUCGCCUCCUGUACCCCAUGGAUUCUAUCCUGCGCUCACCCAUUUUACGGACGCUAUAACCGCCCUCCCACGAGAGUUCCGACGGCAUAAUUCGCUGCUGAAGGAGGUUGAUGCUAAAGCUUGGGCGCUGGAAGAGAAUCUACUGCAGCUACUCAAGGCUUCCUCUGAAUCACAGUCGGCUCCUUAUCCCUCUAAUCCUGCUCCUGUUAUCGGAGGCGUUAUCCGGGAAGAUCUUUUGCCUACGGAUAUUACACGAACUCUUGAAUCUCCAGAGAGUAAAAGCCGCCGCGUCCUUUUCGAUCGUGUUCGACAUACCCUCUCUGAUCUUAUGCUGACAGCCGAUGAGAAAAACCAUGUGAUCUCCAAUGCGAACGAUGAACUAGACCGCCAGAUAAUGCGGUUGGAUUCGAUCUUUCCCUUCAUUGCCGGCGAAAUAAGCGAAGAAGCUAGACUUGGAAGUCUCAACCAUUGGGCAUAUUCGAAUCGGAAUGCUCCCAAGACCACCACCAGCGAGCGUCCUCGCAGAGACGCUGCUUCGAAUAAGGAUCUUGUCCAUGCUCUGCAGGAGGCAGAAGCUGCUUCCCGCAGCGAAGCGAGACGGGAGGCCGUGCUUGCACGCAGGCGUCGUGCUCAUGCAGACUCGGAUAUUGAAGAAGCGCGGGCUGCUGGCACACGGAAAGGACAGAGCCAUAAAAGCCGCAUUCCUGCCGACCAUGGCUCUCUGGGCCACAGUCAGUCUGCGACGGGGUCAUCGGGUCAAGCGAAGCGUCGCAAGGUCGAACGGCCAGCGACUGUGGAGGCUGGCGCGGCGAUGGAGCGCUCUGCCAGCGGCGCAGGGGCGUCUGUGCGGGGAGGGGCCAAAGAGGCUACCGAUGCAGUCAAGAAAAGACCACGAGCGCCCAAUGCCAACGCAGCGGCUCGUAAGAGAAACAACACGGGAGCAUCUACAGCGGACUCGCCUGUUCUUGGUGCUUCUCCGCUAAUUGGAGCUGCUACAGCUGCCACAGUCCCUCGCAGUGCAGCCAGUCCUGGCCCCGGUGUUUCGCGACCACAAUCGUCUCGGGCACAACAAAAUGUGACCCAGGCGAAUGCUCGACAACGGCCAUCGUCAUCUGCAUCCAACCGAGUUCCUAGCUCCGGUAAAAUUACCGAAAACAAAGCGCCAUUGAAGGAAGCACCGCCUAGGACAGAGAUGGUACCACUGCCAGAUAGUCAUCGAGCCCCUGAGCCCGAGAGCAUGGACACACUGAAGACAGCUCCGCCCAUUGGUACUCAGCGAGACGAUACAGACCGGAAACCUACCGAAUCCAUCGAACCCUCCGACGCGCCGGUUUCGGCAUUAACCGCUGCGCCUAAAGGCAGAACAUCCAAGACCUCAACCCCUGUGCUUCCCCCUGCAGAGCCUGUCCAGCCACGUUCGCGACCCACAAGGAGCACAGAUAGCAGCGCACCGAAACGUACGCAGAAAAAGAACGGGGCCAAUACCGUACCUGUUCUGCCGCCCCCAGCGCCGGCAUCGGAUGCAGAGGAAUCACUCCACGAAGGAGACGACGAAGACGAGGAAGGUGAACCGCGGUACUGUUACUGUAAUGAAAUCAGUUUCGGCGAGAUGGUUGCUUGUGACAAUGAUGCUUGCCCUCGCGAGUGGUUCCAUCUCUCGUGUGUUGGUCUUACAAAGCCUCCUGGACGAAAUGUUAAAUGGUACUGUAACGAGUGCAAGGAGAAUAUGCGACGGAGUCGAAGUGGGCGGUAAAUCAUGCUAUAAGGGUGGAGAGGUCAUUAUUGCUUGGUGUUUAGGGGUCGUUUUCUCUUCAGCAUAAUCUACGCGGAUACCUUUGUUUUCAAGAUCUGAUAAAUAUCAGCUAUUCGACGUCAUUUGAGAGUGCGAGUACAUAAAGACUAAGUAGGUGUUCUAAGCGCGUGUAGAUGUGUCAGGGAGCCACGAAAGGGCGGGAAUGUGCCGAAGAUUCAAGGCACGGCUAGG
Molecule: messenger RNA, 2284 nt
Organism: Aspergillus calidoustus
Lineage: Eukaryota; Fungi; Ascomycota; Eurotiomycetes; Eurotiales; Aspergillaceae
Source: the annotation of a GenBank genome assembly